UUUAUCUAAACAACAGUAUCUGUGUCUGUCUGCAGAGUAAGAGAAGCCAUGGAACUCUGUACUCAAACCUUUACAAGUUUUCUUCUUCCCAAUUCGUUUAUCUCUUCAAACAAAAUUCUUCUCCUUGCUAAUGCCAACACUUCAGUCUUCAAAUUCAAUUCCCUUAAACUUUUUGCACCUCAUGAUCAUCUCUUUCAACCCUUUAUCUCUCGUUACAAUUCUUUCUCUUCCCCUUUCACAGUCUCAGCUGCUUCUUCCUCUUCCUCAGUCGCAGUUGGCACAGAACAGGACCGUCUUCCAGCAGAACUGAAGGUUACAGAAACAGAGCAACUCAAUUCCACUGUUAAAUUGCAUGUGGAGGUACCACCAUUGGUAUGUGAGGAUUGUUACAAAAGGGUCAUAGCAGAGUUUAUGAAGCAAGCAAAGGUCCCUGGAUUUCGUCCGGGAAAGAAAGUUCCAGAAGAGAUUCUUAUUGGUUAUGUUGGGAGACAAAAUGUCCAGAAGGCUACUAUUGAAUCUAUUUUAAGAAGGACACUUUCACAUGCUAUGACAUCGGUUACUGGGAGGGCUUUGCAGGACUCAGUACGCAUAGUUACUAAGUUUUCUGAGAUGGAGGAGACAUAUUCUUCUCUUGGGUCUCUUAGAUAUGAUGUGAUUGUUGAUGUUGCACCAGAAAUCAAAUGGAUUCCUGAUAAUAAUGCAUACAAAAAUUUAAAGAUUGAUGGAGACAAGGUAUUACCAGGUUUCCUUGAUUCAAUAAUUGGAAUUCAUCGAGGUGAAUCAAAGUCUUUUCCUCUUGUAUUUCCUGAAAAUUGGAAGCAAGAAAAUCUUCGAGGUGUUCAUGCUCAGUUUAAUGUUGAAUGCAAAGAACUUUUUUACAGAGAUUUGCCAGAACUGGAUGAUUCUAUUGCUGAUAAGCUUCUCCCUGGAUGCAGCACAGUGGAGCAGGUCAAAGACUUAUUGUUACAGAGAUGCCUAGAGGUGGAGCAAACAGCUAGAGAACAAGCAACUGAUAAUGCUAUCUUAGAUCAGAUUUCUAAGAUGGUUGAAGUUGAUAUACCUCAAUCCUUGUUUGAGGAACAAGGUAGGCAGCUUUAUGGAGCCAACCUAUUAGAAAUACAGGCAAAAAUGAAACUAAAUGAGCAACAGCUGGCAUCUCUCUCAAGUCCAAAGGCUGUGAACCAAUAUCUUGAGCAUCAGAAGGAAAAUAUAACAAAUUUGAUAAAACAGAAUCUGGCAGUGGGUGAUAUAUAUAGGCGUGAAAAUCUGCAGUUUGCUACCGAGGAUCUCGUCAAAGAGGUUGAGAAUUCCGUUGCUGAAUUCAAACGUCAAAAUCAAGAAUAUGAUGAGGAACGGGUGAAGGAUCAGGUUCAAGAAAUACUAGAAGGAGCUAAAGUGCUUGAAUGGUUGAGAGAACAUGUAGAGAUUCAAUACAUAACUAGAUGAGAGAUGAGCUCCAGCCAAAACCAAUGAGGAAAAAGAAAAUGCAGGUUUUGAAAGAAUUUUGUUUCAGCGGAUGUAAGUUAUGAGAAAAAAAAAACUAUUCUUGAUUGAAAUUUGAAGAAAGAUUAUUAUGAAUAAAAUAUGUACUACAAGUUUGUAAAUUGAGACUUUCACAAUAAAUUAAUAAUAGAUAGCACUAACAAAAAACAGUAUUGAAAAACACCAA
Vigna radiata var. radiata (mung bean) is the source of this 1669-nucleotide messenger RNA. Its product is annotated as trigger factor-like protein TIG, Chloroplastic. The coding region runs from base 49 to 1446 and encodes 465 amino acids. Gene Ontology annotation, biological process: 'de novo' cotranslational protein folding; protein transport; protein unfolding. The record is from RefSeq and is a predicted model, not a curated record. The transcript has 12 exons. NCBI's taxonomy places the organism in Eukaryota, Viridiplantae, Streptophyta, Magnoliopsida, Fabales, Fabaceae. Gene Ontology annotation, molecular function: ribosome binding; protein folding chaperone; peptidyl-prolyl cis-trans isomerase activity.